CCACUCUCUCUCUCUCAUUGAAAAAAUGCCAUUGCAAAUCUUUCUUGCCCAGUAAAAACAGUAAAAAUGAUUUACAAGAAACAAGAAAAACCCAUUCCAUUUCAACCCCAAAACCUACCUCUCUCUCUCUCCAUGACCUGGUUGGGCUAUGAUUGAGUGAAACAGACAAAAUCUCCCUUAGCAUUGUCCAUUCCUCCUUCCCCACAACCCACACUACCAGCCAUUUCUUUAGGCUAUAGUAUUCAUUUUUUGAUGGUUUGCUAAGUGACAAGACCAUGGAAAAUGGGUAAUAGAGUACUUCUAUGUUCUGCUUGCUUCUACCCUACUGCAACUCGGCAAUACGAAAGGGUUUGCCUGAAAAUGAGGGAAAGUUGGACAAAAUAUAUCAAAUCAAGAUUUCAACAGUGACCCAAGGCAUUCCCUUUUCAGUUUCAAAUCUGUAGCAGAAAAUGAGGAAGCAUGGAUGGCAGCUCCCUUACCACCCCCUACAGGUGGUAGCUGUUGCUGUAUUUCUGGCAUUGGGGUUUGCUUUCUAUGUAUUCUUUGCUCCUUUUGUUGGGAAACAAUUGUUCCAGUAUAUUGCAAUAGGGCUCUACACCCCCCUUAUUUUGUGCGUCUUCGGCUUAUAUAUAUGGUGUGCAGCAGCUGACCCUGCAGAUCCAGGAGUUUUCAAGUCCAAAAAGUAUCUUAAAAUACCAGACAGGAAAAAGCUUUCCCAGCAAGACGAAUCAAAACUAGGUGGGAAAUCAAAUUCAUCCAUACAGGCUGCACAUGCUGCUGCAACAAUUGGAGGGAAACUUUUGGAUGAGAACACAAAGGAGAUGGAUGCAAAAACAGAGGGUUGUACUGUUGAAAUUGAGAAGAUAAAUGUGUCAUCUCGCCCCUCAUCUAGUGUUAUACCUUUGUUGGCUUUCAUUCCUUGUGCUUUUAAGUGCAACUGCUCAAGUCCACAAGAAGAAUCUUCUGAUCAACAUCUGAGUGAAGACGGCAUGUUCUACUGUAGUUUGUGUGAAGUAGAGGUUUUUAAGUACAGCAAGCAUUGUAGAGUUUGUGACAAAUGUGUAGACCGUUUCGAUCAUCAUUGCAGGUGGCUCAACAAUUGUAUAGGCAAAAGGAACUACCGGAAGUUUUUCAUCCUCAUGGUUUCUGCCCUUGUCUUGCUAAUUUUUCAAUGGUCAGCUGGAAUCCUUGUACUGGUGUGCUGUUUUCUUGAGCAGAAGAGGUUCUCUGUGGACAUUACCUCCAAGUUGGGAAGCAGUUUUACUCUGGCACCAUUUGUUAUUGUGGUGGCAGUGUGCACCAUUCUGGCUGUUAUCGCCACCCUACCACUGGCUCAGCUUUUCUUCUUUCACAUUCUUCUCAUAAAGAAGGGUAUUAGCACAUAUGAUUACAUCAUAGCCUUGAGGGAGCAGGAGCAACAAGAAGUUGGUGGUCAGCAAAGUCCCCAGCUGUCACAUGCCAGCUCCCUCACUGGGCUAAGCAGUGCAAGUUCCUUCAAUACUUUCCACCGAGGCACAUGGUGUACCCCUCCACGUCUGUUUCUUGAAGAUCAGUUUGAUGUGGUUCCACCCGAUUCUGCAUCCGUCAGUUCACUAGGCAAAAAGAUGGCAGGUGAUGAGCCAAUCAAGAAAAAGAACCCUGCAACAGUAAAAAUCAGUCCGUGGGCACUUGCGCGUCUAAAUGCCGAAGAUGUUUCAAAAGCUGCUUCUGAGGCAAGAAAAAAAUCCAAAAUCCUGCAGCCUGUUGUAAGGCGUGGUACACAGCUCAACCUAGACAGCAGCGGUGGCCGCCAUAUUGUCCCAAAACCUGACAACAACAAUCGAAGGCGGAACAGUAAACGAAUUCGUCUCCCGGCAGAACUUCCCCCCCUUGAACCCCUAACAAAAGAUUCUGAUGGGAAUGAUAGCUCUUUGACGAGUUUGGCCCCACUCCAGCUCGAAGCCCGGAGCGCUUUUCGAACAACUGCUUCGUCUCCUGAAAGCAGUACAGACUCACCUGACCGUCUCCACCCGUUCCGCGUAACGUUGGGCCCCACAGAGGUUGGGCGCCUCAUGGGACCCUCUGCUGGGGCGGUGGUGGCAGCUCGGAUGGGGACUCCUCUGUCAAGGUCGGCGAGCGAUGGGUAUGAAGCGUCUGGUGGGGAAGAUAGUGACAGGGUUCCUUCGAGGAAUGUGCAGAGGUCUACUACGAAUUGGAGUAAUCUUCUCUUGGGGUCUGAAAGGGAUGAGAGGGUGGGUAGAUUGAACGCGUCGACUUCCUCUAGCCACGUUAACAGUAGAAAUCUUUGAACAAUUGAGGUUACUCUUGUUGUUUGGAUUGAAUGGAUUUCGUGGGGGGUAGGCAUUCUAGUACUUCUUUCUUAUUCGUUGGCUGAAGGGGUUAACAGCCUGAUUGAAUUGGCUACUGGUUCUGUGAUCUUGGAAGCAAGGUUCUGCUCGGAGAGUGCUGUGAAGUUAGCCGAAAAAAAUCCAUAAAAGAGUUUUAAUUGUCUUCUUUUCUGUUUCUGAAUUGACGUACAGAAAUCCAGUAGACUGUUGCCAUUGUGUUCUCCUGUAUUGAUUGACGUACAGAAAUCCAGUAGACUGUUGCCAUUGUGUUCUCUCUGUAUUGAUGUAUUUCGUGGUGACAUUUCUUCUGUAGUGUAAAAUUGUAACAACCCACUUUUAGCGGAGAAAGUAACAGGUUUUCGCAGCGUUUUGA
Messenger RNA from Rhododendron vialii, 2700 nucleotides. Its product is annotated as probable protein S-acyltransferase 22. The record is from RefSeq and is a predicted model, not a curated record. Gene Ontology annotation, biological process: protein targeting to membrane; peptidyl-L-cysteine S-palmitoylation. The coding region runs from base 450 to 2288 and encodes 612 amino acids. The transcript is spliced from 9 exons. NCBI's taxonomy places the organism in Eukaryota, Viridiplantae, Streptophyta, Magnoliopsida, Ericales, Ericaceae. Gene Ontology annotation, cellular component: Golgi apparatus; endoplasmic reticulum. Gene Ontology annotation, molecular function: protein-cysteine S-palmitoyltransferase activity.